AUGGAAGGAUCAGGUCCGCGCCAAACCAGACAUGCAGAUUCCCAACGGCAGGACAAUUUUUUGAAUCUCGAACGGGAGAAAGACCAAGACAAGCAACGAGAGGGCAGUGUGAACACCUCUCACACGAGCAGAAGCCUUUCGAAAGGCAAAGGUCAUGCAUCCCAUAAGCAAAACGAUCGAAAGGCUUUACAACAAGAAAUUGAUGAUUUGAAGAAGAAGCUGCGCCGAGCGCAGCGAAAACGUCCUUCACCCGAUUCGGACACUAGCAGUGAUGAGGAUAAUGAAUAUAGGCGGAGAUCAAGAACCCUUCCAAGUGAGAAUUUUUCCUACGAGGAAGAGGGACCUUGCAAACGCGGCCACAAAAGCCCAUCUUACCAAGGCUUGGCCAACGAUGCCAUGAGCAAGGCCCUGGAUUGCAUCUCCCAGUCGCCUUUCACGCGUAGAAUAGAGGGGGCAGAGCUUCCUCAGUGGUUCCAUCAACCAACAUUUGCCAUAUACAAUGGUCGAACUGACCCAGUAGAGCAUCUAACACAGGCUUUUGGUUCCCGUUUCAUUAUCAGCAGCAGAGUCCCUCGGCCCCUAGAUUCCCUCCUAUCCUUGUCCAUGCGGGAAGGGGAGACACUGAAAGCCUACUUAGACAGGUACUGGGAAAUGUAUAAUGAGAUAGAAGGAAAUUACGAUGACGUUGCCAUUAGUACAUUCAAGAGGGGCCUGCCGACAGAGCACGGCUUAAGAAAGUCCCUCACUGGGAAGCCAGUCACCAGCGUGCACCAACUCAUGGACAAAAUUGACAAGUACAAAAGGGUUGAGGAAGACCAGCAGACGGGGAAGGGCAAAGCUAAGGUUGUCCCUCAGGAGAGGAGGGACUUCAGGUCGAACCGCAUUAUCAACAGUAAUAGGCCGAGGAGAGAUUACUCGGAACAAUCUGGUUCCACUGGGGCAUCAGCGGUCCAUGCUGUGUUCCGAGAACCACUACACAAGAUCCUAGAUAAGGUAAAGGGCGAACCGUUCUUUCAAUGGCUGAACAGGAUGGCAGGUGAGCCCUCAAAACGUAAUCAGAAUCUAUAUUGCGUGUACCACCAAGAGCCAGGUCACACCACCGAUGAUUGCAGGAAUCUGAAAAACCAUUUAGACCGGCUUGUCCGAGAAGAGAAGUUGAGGCAUUUGUUACAUCGCCCUGAAGGAUGGCAGGAACAGUCAAAUUUCGAAACCAGACGAAGUACAUUGAGGCCACCCAUUGGCACAAUAAAUGUCAUUCUUGCCGCACUUGGAAGGACCGGUUCCAGCCCUUUCAGAGUAAUGUCAAUGGGCAGGUUCCCGACUGAGCCUAACGACAGGGAAUCCAAGAGAGCCAAAGUAAUUGCCACGCCCUUAAUCGGGUUCUCGGAUGAGGACAAACAAGGAACCCUUCAACCCCACGAUGAUGCCCUAGUCGUCACGCUCAGAAUUGGAGGUUAUGACGUGAAAAGAGUGCUGGUUGAUCAAGGCAACGCCGUGGAAGUAAUGUAUCCUGAUUUGUAUAAAGGAUUGAACUUGAAGCCAAAGGACCUGUCGCCACACGACUCCUCUUUGGUCAGUUUUGAAGGAAAAACCGUCACUCCAAAAGGCAUGAUUAGGCUGCCUGUACAAACAGACUCAGACGUGGUGGAGGUGAACUUUAUUGUGGUAGAUGCGUACUCCCCCUACACAGCUAUCGUGGCCCGACCAUGGCUUCAUGCACUAGGGGCUGUGCCAUCAACCUUGCACCAAAAAGUGAAGCAUCCGUCAGGAGGUCAAGUCAAAGAAAUAAUGGGGAACCAAACCAUGGCCAGGCAAUGCAUGGUGUCCGCAAUCUCACGUCGACCAAAUAGUGAACCUUCCACCUCAGCCGAGAACCACUUAUAG
Molecule: messenger RNA, 1884 nt
Organism: Quercus robur (English oak)
Lineage: Eukaryota; Viridiplantae; Streptophyta; Magnoliopsida; Fagales; Fagaceae
Exons: 2
Coding region: 1-1884 (627 amino acids)
Source: RefSeq, a predicted model, not a curated record